This is a messenger RNA of Letharia lupina, 861 nucleotides long. RefSeq lists its product as uncharacterized. The coding region runs from base 1 to 861 and encodes 286 amino acids. NCBI's taxonomy places the organism in Eukaryota, Fungi, Ascomycota, Lecanoromycetes, Lecanorales, Parmeliaceae. The transcript has 2 exons. The record is from RefSeq and is a predicted model, not a curated record.
AUGGUGGCAAAUACGGGUUAUGAGGCCCUCGCGCAACUGCUACGCAGCUGCAGUCAAUCAUUGAUUCAAUCUUCAAGUACCAAGUCCAGCUCAGUUGUGGCAACUCCGACGACUUUUACCACCAUUUCCACUGUUUCCAGUGUUACCACUAUUCCCUUACUUUUCUACUACGGCUACUACCCAACCAAGAGGUCAGAGCACGCAGAGAUUACCACUUUUCUACUACGGCUACUACCCAAUCAAGAGGUCAGAGCACGCAGAGAUUACCACUUUUCUACUACGGCUACUACCCAAUCAAGAGGUCAGAGCACGCAGAGAUUACCACUUUUCUACUACGGCUACUACCCAAUCAAGAGGUCAGAGCACGCAGAGAUUACCACUUUUCUACUACGACUACUACCCAAUCAAGAGGUCAGAGCACGCAGAGAUUACCACUUUUCUACUACGGCUACUACCCAAUCAAGAGGUCAGAGCACGCAGAGAUUACCACUUUUCUACUACGACUACUACCCAAUCAAGAGGUCAGAGCACGCAGAGAUUACCACUUUUCUACUACGGCUACUACCCAAUCAAGAGGUCAGAGCACGCAGAGAUUACUACUAUUCCACUACUACUUUUCUACUACGACUACUACCCAAGCAAGAGGUCAGAGCACGCAGAGAUUACCACUAUUCCAUUACAGAUUCUACUACGGCUACUACCCAAGAAGAGGUCAGAGUACGCAGAGAUUACCACUAUUCCAUUACAGAUUCUACUACGGCUACUACCCAAGAAGAGGUCAGAGCACGCAGAGGUCAUUCAACUACAAACUUCAAGCCCGUGCCCAAGCAGUGGCCAGAGCUUUACCAGUCUUCCAACUAG